AUGGCGACGCAAAUUUUCCCUUUACUUAUGCUUGCAGACGUAGAUGGAUUAUCUUAUAAAGGAUUCAUUACUGUCAAAAUACAAUUGGAAAACAUUAAAUCAUUAAAAAAUGCAAAAUUACAUGGAAGUCCAGAGCUUAAAAGAUUACUUUUUGGUCAUGAAAAAGCUUUAAAACAGCGUCUUGAACAAUGUUCUACUUUGACCGAGUUCUUUGAAAGUAUUAUGACAAGUGUCAAACGUGAACCUAUACCAGGUGAAAGUUACUACUCAACACUCUUAACAGAAUUGGAUGGCAUCGGAUGGGACAAAUUAGAAUCUCUCGAUCCUUUACUGAAAAUUUUGACUUUAACUUUGAACGACUCGUCAGGUCGAAAACAUAAAAUUUCCAUUUCUUUACCGUUCUCCUAUCCACAAAAACCACUUACCGUUCGAGCCGACCUUCCACCUUCCACAUCCAAAAUUCCAAAUCCAACAACAAGUUUCAAUGAAGUAAUCUCCUUUUAUCUAAAGGAAUUUGAGAAAUUUCAAGAAAUUUGGUCAAUGCUUGAUGAUAUUGAUGCCAAUACAUGGGUAUUAGAACCCGAUAAACCAAAGCGUUGUGAUAUAUCACGAAGGAUUGCAUUAGGAAAUCAUUGUUCUUUAUAUGUUAAAUUGGAUGAAUUGAAUCCCAAAAAAAUUUGUGAUUAUACUUUAUUUGGCGCAGAAAAUUUCAUUGCGCCACUCAAAACCAAUCUUUCAAAGAAUUUUAAUAAUUGGAAUCUUUCGUUUACUGUACGUCAAAAUCUUGAGAAAAUAUUAGAGAUACAUUUUCCUUCACCUGAGACAAGUUCAGCAUCAGAUUUUAACGUCGCGUGUGGGAUUUGUUAUUCUUAUCGUUUGGAUGAUGUAAUUCCAGACCAAACUUGUAGCAAUACUAAAUGUGGUCAACCGUUCCAUCAAGUUUGUUUAUACGAAUGGCUUCGUGCUGUUCCUUCAACUACACAAAUUUAUAAUAGAUUAAGAGGAGACUGUCCAUAUUAUAAUUAUACUUAUCAUAAACGACAAUUAAGUCCUGGGUAA
This is a messenger RNA of Funneliformis mosseae, 1059 nucleotides long. The record is from the annotation of a GenBank genome assembly. NCBI's taxonomy places the organism in Eukaryota, Fungi, Glomeromycota, Glomeromycetes, Glomerales, Glomeraceae.